Athalia rosae (coleseed sawfly) is the source of this 4165-nucleotide messenger RNA. RefSeq names its product RYamide receptor-like. NCBI's taxonomy places the organism in Eukaryota, Metazoa, Arthropoda, Insecta, Hymenoptera, Athaliidae. The coding region runs from base 2309 to 3991 and encodes 560 amino acids. Gene Ontology annotation, biological process: neuropeptide signaling pathway. Gene Ontology annotation, molecular function: neuropeptide Y receptor activity. The record is from RefSeq and is a predicted model, not a curated record. The transcript is spliced from 10 exons. Gene Ontology annotation, cellular component: membrane.
UUCGCUAUCCGUAUAUAUAUACGCGUGGAAAAUAUACCGCAAGACGAUACGUAUACACAGAAAUGACCUUUGCCCGAAGGCGAACGGGCGUCGUAUCCGUCGGCACGGGAGGCGGAACGAAUUCCGAAUUCGCAGCCGCGGCGAUGCCAAUCAGCCGCAAUAACAUAUCUGAAAACAACGUACGAAUAACGGGUAAAUCGCCUCUGGAAUCGAUAUACAUUUAUGCUUGGUAAUUUGUUUGAUCUCCGGCGUACGUGCGGUUCGGCUAGGUAUACCUGUAUAGGUCAAUAAUCGUUGUACAUGUGUACAGGUUGCGCGUAUAUACAUACAUGUAUACCGACGCUUUGAUUCGAGCGGUUCACGUUGUAUUUGCCAGACUGAUUAAAUGUUGACUAACAACAUUUAUGGUGGAAAGUUGUGCGCCGCGAUCAAUCAUCCUGUGUCACCUGACUGGCGUUAGGGUUAAGCCGAUCCGAGCUGCUUUCGUUAUACCGCGCGUAACACGCGUUUUCUCAGUUAUCCCGGUGGGGAAGGCUGCUGCAUCGCGGUACGUGGAGAUGAAAUUUCAAAGUAUUUUUGCAUCGAGGCGUUAUCGACGUUGAGAACAAUUUUUCCACAUCGCGAAUCUCGCUCCCGUAUAUGUACACCUCGCUUCCGGAAUCCUGCUAUUUCGCAAUAUCAUCAUUUAUUUUUCCAUCUAUCGAAUUCUUUUUUCCGCCUCUCUUUAUUCUCACCGAUAUUUCCAAUGACUCGAAAGAAGAAGACUACAGUCACGGUAUGUGGAAACGUCGCGACCCCCCCCCCCGUUUCAAAUUUCCGGUCCCACCCCACGGUAUUUUUCGAGUUUUUAAUAUGUUCGAGUCGUCCACCUGUGAACUGCGACGGAGUCGAACAAUUUUCGGAAACUGAACUCGCGAUAAUUCCGUUUGAAUUUUUCCUCGUUUUCCGAUCCUUCUUUCAUCCGAUAUCAACGAAACGUAUGCGUAUAUUUAUAACAACAUUCAACGUGACAGCGAACGAAACAUUCAACGUUACCGAAACUACGAAAUAGAGAAUGUUUUUUUUUCUUCUGUCUUUCACCAAAAAUUUUGACGGUUCACGUCUUUGAUGAUGAUAUUCAGACGUUUCUUUUUAUUACGAAUUGUUUACUCGUCGAACGAUCUAAUGAAAAAAAGAAAUUCCUUCUUCGUUGUUAAUCCCAACGCGGGAUGGAAGAAAAAAAAAGCCGUCGCCAAAUGUUAAUUGGCAUGAUAACGUUAUAAUAUCAAGUCUUCGGGGUUGAUUGGCACAUUCGUACGCGCGUACGUACGUACGUACGUACAUCGGUGUACGAAUGACGAGAUAAUUAGCAGCCUUGCGAGUCGGUUGAAAAUUGGUGGCUUUAGAUGCCUUCCACACACACAUCGUCGUUUCGAGGAUUAUAUGCGAGAGCAAACAAUCGCCAUUGUACGAAUGUAUAAUGGGUGGUUCACGUGUGUCGAUAAAACACGUCUGGAUGGGAUUGAAGCGUGGUGGUGUGAGGAUAACUGAAAAUACGCGUUCAGUUUAAGCGGCGUAAACGAAGGAGCCAAGAGCGACCGGGGAGAGGAGUCUGAUUAAUGAUGUUUGAGCCACUCGUUGUCCCGUUCAAUGAAAUCCGAGCGUUCCGCAUCACUAUAUCCUAAUGUAUAUUCCCCCCCCCCCCCCCGGUAACAUCAGAAAUAAUUCUGAUUAAAUUAUACGUAUUUACGCUAAACUGCCGCACACAUCUCGUCAUCAAUUUUUCAACAAAACACCGUCCGCCCUUUCAAUCUCCGCUCGUAACAACCGCCGCUGCUCUCUCUACCUGCGGACGGAUUUUACAGUUUCAGAUAAUGCGCCAAAUACAGUGGGAGUCGAAUCGAGGGAUCUUAAUUAUUGGACGACGUCCAUUUCCCCUUGAGAACCGGGACACGUACCAUCGGCGAUCGGGAGAAUCUUAGAACCCGCGGAAUUUUUCAUCCCCGGAGCGAAUCACCGAUUGAAAAUCGAGAAUCGCCGGAAAAUUUUCCAAUCAAUAAAUAAUCACGAUUAAUAAAUCCUAAAAGUACACACGAAUCAAUAAUAUGAUCAAACGAUCGAUAAUUAUCAUACCUACGUCAGAAGUGGUACGAAAUGCGAAAUUAUAGUGCUGCGAUUGGACGUCAGCAGUAGGUGUCGAUAUUCACGACAUAGUGCGUCGGUCGUUCAAGUGGAAAUAUAUAAUUAAUACAAUAAUAAUAAUAAUAAUAAUAAUAAUCGAUAAUAAUAACGACAAUAUACCGAUCGGCAAUCGUACGUCGUAUACGUAAUGUCGGCGAUGCAGGAGAUGGAGGAAGAUAAUUAUUCGGGAAAUAUGGCGGCUCCCUACGGUUCGCAGAUUUACAGCGGCAACGAAACAAUUUCCAAUAACACCCUCGAGAUGGACGAGAUGACGGAAAUUUUGAGCGGAUUUUACGAUGACCUAAACAGCGAGACCAACUACCUUCUGAUAACCCUUUACGUUCCCGUCAUCGUACUCGCCGUCACCGCGAACAUUCUCGUCAUCGUCGUCGUUCUGAAAUACCACUACAUGCGAAGCGUGACCAAUUAUUUUCUGGUCAAUCUGUCCGUCGCCGAUCUACUGGUCACCACGAUCUGCAUGCCCAUGGCGGUCAGUCAGGCUGUCACGAUGAUAUGGGUCUACGGUGAAAUAAUGUGCAAGUUGUUCUUCUACCUCCAAGGGGUCGCAGUGGCCGCUUCGGUUUUCACCAUCACAGCGAUGAGCAUCGAUCGGUAUCUCGCGAUAAGGAGUCCGAUCGCAUUCCGAAGGGUUUUCAACAGGCGAAGUACGAUACUCGUUAUCGCCGCACUGUGGGCUGUGGCCCUCAGUAUUUUUGCGCCGGUUUUGAGGGCGGUGACGUUGAGUCCGAUGAUCGAAUUGGACAACAUAACCCUCGCGGGUCAACGGAUCGAACAUCCGACGUUCUACGUGUGCACGGAAGAUUUCAAACCGCUCGGUAUUCACGCGCAUAUUUUCGGUGCCGCCUGUUUCGCCCUUGUUUACGCUAUUCCCGGUUUCAUAGUAAUUCUGGCGUACUCGAUGAUGGGCCGUACCCUCUGCGCCAGAAAACCACCCUUCGAUUGCGACAGUAUCGAGGGUAGCGCUAGCUCCCAGCAGGGAUUUCGUUUGGUACGUGAGCGACGUCGCGUCGCCUGGAUCCUUCUACUCUUGGCGGUUCUCUUCGCUUUAUGUUGGCUGCCGUACAACGUGCUGAGACUACUUAUUGACCUCGGGGUUCUGGGUGAUGGAAGGGCCAUUUCGGACGUGUUAUCCUACUGUUUAUUCCUUGGUCACGCGAACAGCGCUCUCAAUCCAAUCGUCUACUGUUUCAUGACUCGUAAUUUCCGUCGCAGUGUGUCGGAAAUAUUAUUCCGAAGUCGUCACGCUCUGGCCAGACGCAAACCUCACCGUAAAGUUCCAGACCACGGGGUCCGCUGCGGGGGUCUGCAUCGGAUGCAGCGGCUACGGCGUUACACCGGGAAUCCUGCAGCCGGGGCAGAGAAACCCCCAGUUACCCCUGCAGUCAUCGACUCAAACUCCGUCAAAAGUCAGCGUGCAGGGUACGGUUCGAGCGACAACGACAAGCAGCGGAUACGACAGCUCCUACAGCAGACACAGUCCGCACCGGCGGUGCUACAUGAUGCUGCAGAAGCCCUCGCACUCCGAUCCCCGGCGACAAGGGGAGUCCCACGGGCGGAGGCAAAAAAUCGAGAAUGCAGAUCGGGAGGAGAACCGGUGCACCGUUCAACGGAAUUUACACUGCACUCUGCUGCACUGCGACUCGGCACGGGAAAAUAUUUAAACGAAGAUGAAACUACCACCGCUACCACUACCACUACGCCUAAGACUACCACUGUGACUACGACUACGACUACCACUACGACUACGACUACAACCGGGACAACUAAGACGAGGACGACUGUCGCGACUACGACCGAUGCGGUGAGGUAAAAAGGCGUGGAAAUAAUAUCCAUCUCGGACUAUAAUCAAGAGCCUAACUUACACGAGAGUGGUGUACAGAGGUACACAGAGAUCCCUGUUGUCCAUCGGGAAUCAACCACCGACCCACUCUAACCAUCCGAUGCCCAACGGUACAGGUGGACCACCGUCUCAAACGGAUGGCCC